This is a messenger RNA of Jaculus jaculus (lesser Egyptian jerboa), 3660 nucleotides long. RefSeq names its product leucine rich repeat containing 53 (gene Lrrc53). Gene Ontology annotation, molecular function: protein binding. The record is from RefSeq and is a predicted model, not a curated record. The transcript has 5 exons. NCBI's taxonomy places the organism in Eukaryota, Metazoa, Chordata, Mammalia, Rodentia, Dipodidae. Gene Ontology annotation, cellular component: plasma membrane. The coding region runs from base 1 to 3330 and encodes 1109 amino acids.
AUGCUGCGGCUGACGGUAGCGUGCCCUGUGUCCUGUGUGGUGUGUGCCCAAGAUGUAACCCUGUGUCACCAGCUAUCUUACAUCGUAGCAGUUCCUGUGACCACAAGGGUAUUAGUCAUCACUGAUGGGCACCUGUCCUCCAUACAGAGCACAAACCUGUCUAUCUUGCUGAAUCUGGCCCUGCUCUCUCUGAGCAGGAACGCCAUUGUGGGUAUCCAGGAAGAGGCUCUGCAUGGCCUCACCAAGAUGAGAAUGCUGUUGCUGGGCCACAACCGCAUCUCCAGCUCUUCUCUCCCUGAUCACACCUUCAGCAAGCUGAGGGCCCUGCAGGUCCUGGUUCUGAGCAACAAUGCCCUGGGCACCCUGCGCGGGUCCUGGUUCCGCAACACCAGGUCCCUGACCCGGCUUCUGCUGGAUGGGAACCGGAUCACUAACCUCACACACAGUUCUUUUGGAGACACAAGCCUACAUAGGCUCAGGCACCUGGACUUAUCUAACAAUUUUAUUUCCUACAUUGAGAAAGAUGCUUUCCAGCCCCUGCCUCAACUACAGGAAGUAGACCUUUCUCGAAACAGGCUGGCUCACAUGCCAGAUGUUUUCACCCCGCUGAAGCAGUUGAACCUUCUAAGCUUAGAUAAGAACCAGUGGAGAUGCACUUGUGACCUUCAGCCCCUGGCCCGCUUCCUUGGGAACUUUGUGAGGUCAUCUGCUCGAACACUUCGCAAUGCCAAAGACCUAAAUUGUCAGGUAUCUGCCCCAGCAGUGGCAGCUGCAAAGAGUGUGCUGAGGUUGUCUGAGAUAGACUGUGAUGCCAAAGCUCCCAACCUCACUGUGUCUCUGAAGGACAGACGUCCCCUCCCCCCACAGCAGGAUGUGGCCCUGAUGACUGUCCUGGGCUUUGCAGGAGUUGUUGGUCUCACUUGCACGGGGUUAGUUGUAUUUAACUGGAAACUCCAACAAGGCCAAGCAAAUGAAGACACAUCAGGAAACCUCUGUUGCAGAACUUUCAAUGAAUCCCUGUGUGCUCAUGAGGCAAGAAAUUACCACACUAUGGGAUACUGUAACUGCCACUUAACUCAAGAAAACGAGCUAAAGGUCAUGUCUAUUGUGAAGUCUAGAAAGGAAAAGCCACUUUUACAGGAAAACAGCCAUCAAGCAACAUUGGUAUCUGAGUCCACAGCCCUGGAUGGAUCAUUUAGAAACCUGAAAGGGAAAGAGAGUACUUCCUCUCAUUCCAAUGGUAGAUUGCUCCAUGCAGGAUGCUCGGGGAAUAGGGCAGCUUUUAAUGAUGCAGGCUCAGCUGCAAGACAUUGUACAGAGAAACCUGACAAGCUAAGGAACAUUCAGCCUGAAGAUGUCCAUUCUCAAACCCCAGCUCAGCAUGUAGCAAGAACAUUAGAUAUCAGCAGUGACACAUCCGGAAGAGGAUGUGCAGCAUUCCAUUCAGCUUUGGAAAGAGAAGGUCUUGGGAAACAUUUAACAAAUGAAUCAUGGCAGCUUCCAAUAGGAAAGAGAGACAAUGCCUUACAACCUCACAGGCAGAGAUGCAUGGUGACAAGCUCAUCACCCAAGUCCCAGGAGCCCAAAGGACACUGCCUAGAAAACAGCUUAUGUAAACAUACAUCAAAAUAUGAUGGCCCUUGUGGGCUGUUCAAGUGGAACAUGCCUGCGUCAUUUCAGCCAGACAAUCCUCUUAUCUGUAAAUACGUGCCCUAUGACCAACUUCAAUGUUAUCUGAAAAGAAAGAAGCCAAGACACAGAGGGCAUUUGGACUCUGAUAGAGUGCAGACCCAAGUGAACAGAGCUAUAGGAGAAUUCCCUAGGGGUGAGGCUACCAGAGAUAUGCUGAGGUCAUCAGCAAAACCCAAGAAAACACCUUCUACAAAGAGCAAUAGCUUCCAUGAUCCUGAUUUGGUGGGGAGAAAAAGGUUGCUUCUAUCACACAAACCAUCAACCCACUGGAAGCAGCCAGGAAAUCUAAGUGACCACUUUGAUAUCCCAAAAUGGACUCACUUGGAGAAGAACAAAGAUGGAAGCGAAUGGAUUAUGGACCCACAGGUUCAGACAAAGAAGAGACAUAGGCAAUCUGAUCUGAAAGGGAAAAUUAAAGGAAAAAAUUUAAGGAUAAAAUUAAAUUUACAUCCUUUCAGAAAAAUUAGAGUCCACCCUGAAAAUCCUUUGCCAGAACUUCCAAAGAAACAUAAACAAACACCAUUAUCUAAGAAAUUAGCCAGAUCCUCAAAACCUGUGUCUUCUGCCAACUUCCCCCAGCAGCCAGAGAGUAACAGCUGUGUAAAACUCACUUCCACAGAACUACCUCUCCAACAUGCCCUAGACCAGAGACCCAAGCACAGGAGGGCGAACACGCCUCCCCUCAGUGCUCCCAGCUGCUCUUCUGGAAACCAGGUCUCUGUGCAGGAAAGUCAUUAUGCAUCCACUCACGCUCCUCAUGGAGACAAGUCAACAGUGCCUCCACCUACCCCUUGGGAUGCUGAGCACUGGGACUCACACCCUCACUCCUCAGCUGAGCAAAAGGAAAAUGCUUCUCAGCUGGGAUCAGAAGUCCCCAGUACCUCCCCACGCUGCUGGGGAGAUGCAGGCAGUGACUUACCAUCUCCACAUCCCAGGCCUGCUGACCUCACAGCAGCAGAGUGCGAACUUAAGACUCAUGUGCAGAACUGGCUCUCGUUGCCCCUCAGGAACCAAACACCAAUUCCAGGUGACCACACAAAUGGCAUCUACAGCAAGGAGCACACUUCAGAUCAAAAUCAAGCUUUACAGGCUGAGGACCAAAACCCAAGUCAUGAACAACUUGGAAAGGAAGACCGAAUGUUAAUGGGAAAAUCCAAAAUACCACCAACUGAAACAGUGGAAAGUUGUGUUGUGGACAAGGAAAGAAAUGGUAUAGGAAAAGAACUCCCAAACACUGAAAGCUAUGAUUCUUCUCCCAUUCCCUGGGCACAGUCCAAGAGCAGCCCACCAUUUAUGUUGACAGAUUCUAGUGCACACGAAAAUAAGACAGAGCGUCCCAAGGAGAUCAGCACUUCUCCUGGUUUUCAAGGCACUCGGUGUCCAAACACUAGCAGUGACAGAGGAACUCACAACAUGGAUGCGCUGUCAGGACAUCACCACCCUGAAGCACGAAAGACAGACACAGGAGAGAAAGGAGAGGAAGAGGGGAGCAAUAGCAGCUGGGAAGCAAGGAGAGCUUCCCUCUUUCCUGAGCUAAAAAACAUUAAUUUUAAGGCAGAAAAUGAAGGGCCUUUAAUUCCUAAAAGGCAAAGUGAAGCAGAAAACUCUGCUACUAACCCUGCCCUGGGCCCACCAUGAGCUGGCUAUGCUAACAUCUCUUUAGAGGCAGAGUAGAUGAGAACAAAAUCACUAGGAUAGUAAUCACCCCACUUUAUAAAGCUCUCUUCAAAAGGACCCAGCAACACCCCAGCCUUUGCAUGGAUUUACAAUGCGCUGUCCGUGAGAACAGUAAGUCUUCAUUCCUCAUGAAGGACAUGUUCACAGUUGACGACGAAACUAUCUCUCUCUCUCCCUCUCAAAGAUGCAGCUCUGGAAUCAAUUGUUUGGCUCAGUUAACUGGACAUGCUUUGUCCAAGAAUGGGAAAGCAAGGCUUUUCCUGGUGCUGAAAAGAAAGAAGGAGGGAGCCA